Molecule: messenger RNA, 5385 nt
Organism: Saccostrea echinata
Lineage: Eukaryota; Metazoa; Mollusca; Bivalvia; Ostreida; Ostreidae
Exons: 12
Coding region: 110-3781 (1223 amino acids)
Molecular function (GO): hydrolase activity, acting on acid anhydrides, in phosphorus-containing anhydrides; nucleic acid binding; zinc ion binding
Source: RefSeq, a predicted model, not a curated record
AUCGCAAGCCAUGUAAGUUUCGGGGUAAUAUGGAAUGCAAACUCAAAGCUUGUGUGUGGGUGCCAAUUUAUGACAACACCAGCUCUACUUAUUAAAAUUAAACGCCAUCAUGACCAUUCAGCCCGUAUGCCAGAUAUUAACAGAGGUCGUUGGUGUUGGUCAUUAUCCUGGAAAGGACAACAUCUCUUUUAAAAAUACAGAGCUUGUACUGUGGAGGGAUCCAUUUAAUGAAGAUGACCCUAAUGCUAUUCAGGUCAGGAGUCUGGAGGGAGAUAUGGUGGGACAUCUCCUUAAAGAGCUAGCUGCGGCACUGUCACAGUUACUUAAAGAUGACGUCAUUCAAAUCAAUCACCUCAUCGUAUACACUCGCCCGCAAUAUAGGACCAUUCCUAUGUCUUGCCUCAAAAUCAAAAUUAAUGUUUAUGGAAAAAAAGAAUACAAACCAGCAAUUCUACAAUGUUUAGAACAGAACAGAUUCAUAGAAGCUGACACACCUAGAGCAAAAACACAAUUCUCAAGGAAACGUCGGAGUGAUGGAACUAUUGAAGUUUACCAGCUUCAGGACAAUUUCACAAGCAGUGAUGAUUUGUCUUCAGAAGCAACAUUUAAUCUGGAAGAAAAUACUAAACUUCUUCUUUAUUCCGUUUUGCUGAUGACAAAUUAUACAGGAAGGGAAAAUGAUGAACAGUGGCUUUCGAAUCUCGAGGAACUGAGGAAAGCCUUGCACUUACCAGACUCUGUGAAUACUUUACGAGUACGUCCUCUGAAUGAAUACUUGACAGUCAGUGCAGAUGGAGUCGUCACUUUCUUAUCUAAACGUGAACGGGAUCUAGUGAUUGAGUCUGUAGACUGUCCAGAGUAUGGGAGAAUAUUUUUGAUGCAUGCGGACAGAAAUUCAGUGAUAGAGUAUUGCAGGACGUCACAGUAUGUACAAAAACCCGGAGAAGUAAUCUUACGCAUUGACUCAACGUUUAACGAAGACCUGAUUGACCGCAUUGGUUUAGAAAUUUUGGAUCAUCCUACCAUAGAAGAUUCCAGUAUACAUCAAAUGAUAUCUAAAAAAUUGUGCAUUCCAUUAGAAAUUCUCACCUUGGGAAGAGAAGGUUAUAGUAGGUUUGUUGACCUUUUGAGAAAAGAAGAAAGUGAAAUUUCUCAUGCUUCAGUGAUGAUACUUGGAUGCGGGGGCGCCGGUAAAACAACGUUGGUUAAAAGAUUGACUACAGAGGAGAGCAUAGACGAAAUAAGAGCGUCCACGCAAUCUACACAAAGUGUUGAUAUUCAUCAAACUAAUGCUUGCUCUUUACUUGCCUUGCAAUCUGAUGAUCACAAGCGAAUGAAAAUUGAUAUUUCUACCAUUUUACAUACGGAUAAACAUCAAGAGAUUGGAACAUCACCAAAGAAAGAGAACAUUUCAAUCAGAAAAUCAAAACGAGAAGACAAAAUCGCGAAGAAAAUGGACAACUUAAGAAAUUUUAAUUACGGACAUGAUCUGAAAUUAGAAAAUACUAUCGUCACAAAUGACGAUGAUACAGAAAACAAAAACGUACAAGGUACACAGAAUAUGGAAUGUUUGCGAAACACAAGUGAAAGUAGAACAAAAAGCGGGAAAGACAGGCCAGGAGAAGAAAAUAAAGAAUUGAAAUCCAAUGCUCUCCUUCAGCUUAUGCCAGAAGUAUUAGGAAAAGAAGGCGACGUUAAUCAAACCAUUGACUUUUAUGAUUUCGCAGGACAAUAUGUGUACUAUGCUACACAUCAGAUAUAUCUACGCCGUAGUGCGUUUUAUAUUCUGGUAACAGACAUGAGAAAAAGGUGGACAGAAAAAGCUGAUCUGGAGGAUCAUCGGGGAGAUAUGAUGUUCAGAGGCUGGACAAAUGAACAAUACUUAAACUUCUGGCUAGAAUCUAUACAGGCUUUCUCUGGAGGUAGCAAACCAUCAGUCAUUUUGGUGUGCACUCAUGCAGAAGGCAAAUCAGAGGACGAGAUUUCUGAAUAUUUCAUCUACCUUCGAAGCAGAGUUAAAGCAAAAAAGCUCCUUGAUAUGCUAUCGUAUGAUAGAAAUUUUGCAGUCUCGUUUGAAACCAGCCGCACUAUCAAUGACAUCAAAGAGUGUAUUAAAACAAUUGCCAAAGAAAAUGAGUGUUGGAAGCGAAGAGUUCCUAAUGUAUGGACCCUCUUUCAACAAAAACUUAGAGAAAUUAGGACAAACCACAAUACAAAAUUAAUGACGUUUGAAGACCUUCAGGAGCUACAAGUCAGUUUUCCAGAGGACAUGAGAUUAAAAAAUGAGGAUCUAAAGUUCAUGUUGAAGUUCUUUCAUGAAGUUUUAUUUAUUCUGUAUUUUGACGUUAAGGAUCUAGAGAAAUUCUUUGUACUUGAUGUAAACUUUUUCAAAGAUGCGUUUAAAUGUAUCAUUACAGUGAAAAGUAAUGCUAUACCAAAAGUUACCAGGAGUUUCCACAAACUGUGGAUAGCGUUUCAAGAGAAAGGGGAACUUCCUCAUUCUCUUUUAGAUGCAAUUUGGAAUCCUUCAUUCAUGGAACACAAGCAGGAUCUGCUUCUGUACAUGAAAGAACUUUCUUUACUUACUGAAGUAACGAAAAGAAAUUCAGAGGACGCAUCACUCUUGAUAGUUCCAUGCAUGAAUACAGUUCAGUUUUCACCUGAAAUAUUCAAAAACUGUCAGAAAACCUCGAUAUUCUGUAUUCAGCUACCUGCUCUUGCGAAUCUGAUCUUCCAGCGACUCGCAACUGUGCUUGCCAAUAAACUAUGGCCAAUUUCAAAAGCAGAGGGAAAUUUUUGCUUAUACCAGAAUGUGGUUAUAUUUGAUCAUAAUCAUCGACUGAUUGCUGUAGGAAGCAUGCACGAUAUCAUACAGAUUCAAUUGCUUAGUUAUGAUGAGGGAAAAUCUAUUGCAGAAAAUAUUGAAGUAAAGGAUGCCAUCACAUCCAAACUAAAUGAUAUAGCAAAUACAAUCCACUGCAGUUUUUCAUUUGUUUGUGGAUACAAGUGCAAAAAUACAACCUUUUGCGAUAAGACUAACAAUUGCUUUAUACCUGAAAAUGAUAUCGAUUACACGAAAGAGUACAUUACUUGUGAAGGUUGUCCAGUAGGAGAAAAAAGGAGGAUAAAUGUCAAGGAAUUGGUUUCAGACUGGAAAAUGAUCAAAGAUGAAGAUUCUAGCAUGACUGACAAAGAAGACACGAUGUUAUUAUUCGACUUUGUUUCCGGAAAGCUGUGCAAGGAAAAAUUUGUUUUAUGUACUUGUUUGAUUGGAGAUAGUCACAUUGCUGACGCCCUGAUGACGCAAAUGACGCUUUCUCCAGAGGAGCAGGUUUUCCAAAUUUUGAAGACGUGGAAGGAGAUGAAACCUCAUAUCAACCACAUAGGAGAAUUAAAAAACCUUAUUUUUGAUACCUUCGAAAAUAAACAGCUUGUAGAUGAUAUUGAAUGUUUCACUAAGGAGAAAUAUUCAUUCCCCUCAAUUGUCAGACCACGGGAACUAAUUAAGUCAGCAGAGUGUGAGCAAGUAGCCAAAACUGUAACAAAACAACGGAAAAGACUCUUGCGUUUUUUAGGUUUGAAGGAGUAUGAAAGAGAAAGAAUAGAAGAAGAAGUAAGGAAUCCACAGAAAGUAAUGCUCCAGUCACUGAAGUGUCUUUCUGAAGAAAACGUUUUAAAUAGACAAAAUCUUUGCGCUGCUUUAAAUUACAUAGGAAGGAGAGAUAUUAUAGAAAAAUUAAAUAUCGACUGGAAAAAACGAAACACCGAUUUUGUCAUAUGACUGCUAGCAUUUCAACGGGGAAAUACGAUAAGCUUAUUUGGUUUAAAUGAUUUAAUCACAUAUAUUUUUGUAAAUUGUGAUAUCUUUGUAAUGAAAUAAGUCCAAAAAGAUACACUUAUCCAUGUUUCCAAUUUUUGUUUUCUAACUUGUGCCCUUAAAGCAAUUAUUUUGCAGUUUGAUAAAAAAAAAAGUUAUUGAGUGCCCUAGUGUCGGAUACAAGAACAUUAAACGUGUAUUCCAAUCUGUUUCAAAAGUAAUGGUUCAAGACGCAUUUAGUUUUUUUAGAAUGUAGGUUUAAUUAACAGGUUUUAAGGAUUAUAAAACUUUAAUUCCUAGACUUUCCUGAAUGUAUCAUUAUAUUCCAGAACAGUAAAUUAAAAUCAUUAAUAUCUGACGAUAAAAUUGUUAAAAGGAAGAAUAUAGAGCCAAAAGAUAAUAUAUUAUACUCGGAAUUCCUUUUGAAUAGAAGUUUUUGGUGUAAAAUGGCUCAUGUGGAAUAAUAACAUUGAUAAGUAAAACAGAUACACACUCUCUCUCUCUCCCCCCCCCCCCCCCCCCCAUACAUGUGUACGCUAAAACUUUACCUGUGAUGGGUACAUUCUAUCUGAAUACCUUUUUAUCAUGCAUAAGGUUCAGUUCCCUAUCCUUGUAGGAUUAUAAAGGAACUACUUUAUAAGAAUUUGUUUCCAAUACAAAGUGCUCUUCUGAAGCUAAUGUACUGUAAUUAAUCCAAAUCAAUAAAUAAUGCGAACGAUUGUUUUCCUUCUAUAAAAUUAGACUGCAUUUAGUUUAGCACAGUUAACUGUAAUUUACCAUUUGUAAUUAAUCAAUAUCAAAGUUUUUGUUGUAUAAAUCAAGGUAUUCAGAGAAAAGUUUAGUAUCUAUUUUAGAUUUUUUAUGGUGAAUUAAGAUAUUUUCACGUAUUAAAAUUCAAAUUGUUUUAUUUUAUUUAAUUUUCAAAUGUAUUUUUUAAUGUUUAAAGGCAAGUUAUUUUCAAUUCAAUCGAAAAUAUACAGACAUUUGGUCUAAUUAAUGCAUAAUUACAAUGUAUAACGAUUGCACAUGUGUUGGCUUUAAUUCUCUUUAGGAUGUGUCAGUAAUAUGAUUGUGAACUGACGCUUAUCCAUUUCGAAAUUAAAAUUCAGACUAAAAAAGAGUCCGCAGAAUCUCAAUUUUCUUUUACAUUAACUUAAUUUAUACUUUUUAAAAAUACUUUUAUAGUGUUAUUUUCUUAUUUUAAUUCUUUUUUAUCAUUAAUGUGAACCAACUUUUAUUUGCGAGCAAGAAAUUUUCGCGAUUAUUCGCGAAUAUUUCUCGUCGCGAACCAAUUAUUCACCAAUGUAUGUACAAUGAUGCCUCAAACAGUCGCGAAAAUUAGUAGUCGCGGAUGGAUUUCAAACUGAAGUGUCGCGAAUAAUAGAUGUCGCGAAUAAUAGUUGGUUUACAGUAUUUGUUGAUGAAAAUCUUCCUAUAUGUAACGUUAAAGUGCAUGUGACAUUAAGUUAUACUCCUAUUAUAACGGCAUCAUAAGUAUGACAUUAUGGUAACUUUACAAUGCCAUGCUAUGUUUGAAUAGGCAGUCUAGAUAAACAAGUCAAAGUGUU